CCGCGAUGCAGCCGCCCCGGGGGCCGCCCGGCGGGGCCGGGGGCGCGACGAGCGGGCUCCGCCGCCCGCGGGCCAUAAAGGGCCGGGCAGGGGCGGCGCGGCACUGCGGUACCGGGCGGCCGGCGGGUGGAUGCGGCAGCGGGGAGCGGCGGCAGCCGGCGGGAGCGGCUCCUCCCCACGCCGCCGCCGCCUCCUCCGCCGGCGGCUCCGGGCAGCGUCUCUCCGGCCGGCGGCGGCCCGGCCCUGCCCCGGCAUGGCUCUCCCCGGGGCGCUCGACGAGAUGCCCCGACAGUUUCCCAAGCUGAACAUUUCGGAGGUGGACGAGCACGUGCGGCUCCUGGCAGAGAAGGUGUUUGCCAAAGUUCUGCGAGAAGAAGACAGCAAAGAUGCGUUGUCACUCUUCACCGUGCCUGAAGACUGCCCUAUUGGGCAGAAGGAGGCCAAGGAGAGGGAGCUGCAGAAGGAGCUGGCAGAACAGCAGUCUGUGGAAACAGCUAAAAGGAAGAAAAGUUUCAAGAUGAUUAGAUCCCAGUCUUUGUCAUUACAAAUUCCACCCCAGGAAUGGAAAGCACCACCAGCCAAUCCAGUCCUGUCUCCUGCAACACCAGUUCUUCCAAGUGCUUUUGUGCCAGUCCAAGUGCCAUAUGAUGUACCAGAGUUUCAGAGAGUUUCAAUUAGUGGGGACUACUGUGCAGGGGUUACAGUUGAUGACUAUGAACAAGCUGCCAAGAGCCUGGUGAAAGCUCUUCUUAUCCGAGAGAAGUACUCGCGUCUUGCUUACCAUCGCUUCCCGAGAACAACAUCUCAGUACCUGUGCAGCAUGCGGGAUCAAAAAUGGAAGGUUGAAGAUGAGGUGUACCCAGAUUUCCAUUCACCCCCAGAAGAAAAUCAAGAUCCUUAUAAUCUCGAUGAUGCUCCAGACAAUUUGGAUUAUGUCAUCAAGCUGAAAGGUGGCAUUCCCUUUGUUUAUGACAACAAAGAGAUGAUGGAGCUCAAUGAGCCUCGGAGUUUGCCAUAUCCUGACCUGCAGACCUACACCCUUGACCUGAGCCACGUUCUCGCUCUAAUUGCAGAUGGCCCAACAAAAACAUAUUGUCACCGGAGGCUUAACUUUUUAGAAUCUAAAUUUAGCUUACACGAGAUGUUAAACGAAAUGUCAGAAUUUAAAGAACUAAAGAGUAAUCCCCAUCGAGACUUUUAUAAUGUGAGAAAGGCACUCUGCAAAAGGAUUCGUGUUGUUCAAAAGCACAAAAUGUGCAUUGCUUCCCCUCUGGCAAUAAGCACGUUCCAGAGAGGAGGAACCAGCCUGUUCUUCUCUGCCAGAGACCAUCCCUAUUGCCAGGUUGACACUCACAUCCAUGCUGCUGCCUGCAUGAACCAGAAGCACUUACUGAGGUUUAUUAAGCACACCUAUCAAACAGAGCCCGACAGGAUUGUUGUAGAGAAAAAAGGCAAGAAGAUGACUUUAAAGCAAGUCUUUGAAAGCCUUCACAUGGACCCCUAUGACCUCACUGUAGACUCUUUGGAUGUCCAUGCAGGACGUCAAACAUUCCAUCGAUUUGACAAAUUCAAUUCCAAGUACAAUCCAGUUGGUGCCAGUGAGCUGAGGGACUUGUAUUUGAAGACUGAGAACUAUAUUGGUGGUGAAUAUUUUGCUCGUAUGGUCAAGGAAGUAGCCCGUGAACUAGAAGAAAGUAAGUACCAGUACACAGAACCCCGCUUAUCCAUUUAUGGACGGUCUCCAGAUGAAUGGCUGAACUUGGCAAAAUGGUUCAUUAAGCAUAAAGUUUAUUCCCCUAAUAUGCGCUGGAUAAUUCAGGUUCCCAGAAUCUAUGACAUAUUUAGGUCUAAAAAUAUCCUGCCUAGUUUUGGGAAAAUGUUGGAGAACAUCUUUGUACCUUUGUUUGAAGCAACAAUCAAUCCCAAAGACCACAAAGAAUUGCACCUAUUCCUCAAAUAUGUGACUGGCUUUGACAGUGUUGAUGAUGAAUCCAAACACAGUGGCCAUAUGUUCUCUGACAAGAGCCUUAACCCUGACCUGUGGACCAGUGAGAAGAAUCCCCCAUAUAGUUAUUAUUUGUAUUACAUGUAUGUGAACAUCAUGUUGCUAAACAACCUUAGGAGGGAGAGAGGCAUGUGCACUUUCCUGUUUCGACCUCACUGUGGAGAAGCUGGGUCUAUCACGCACCUUGUUUCUGCCUUUCUGACAGCAGACAACAUCUCUCAUGGAUUGCUCCUGAAGAAGAGUCCUGUCCUCCAGUAUCUGUAUUACCUUGCACAAAUACCCAUUGCUAUGUCCCCACUUAGUAACAACAGCCUGUUCCUGGAGUACUCCAAAAAUCCACUACGGGAAUUUCUCCAUAAGGGGUUGCACGUCUCCCUCUCCACAGAUGAUCCUAUGCAGUUUCACUACACAAAGGAAGCUCUCAUGGAAGAAUAUGCUAUUGCAGCUCAGGUGUGGAAACUAAGUACGUGUGACUUGUGUGAAAUAGCAAGAAACAGCGUUCUACAGAGUGGAUUGUCAGAUAAGGAAAAGCAGAAAUUUUUAGGGGUGAAUUAUUGCAAGGAAGGGCCUGAGGGAAAUGACAUUCGAAAGACAAAUGUUGCCCAGAUCCGGAUGGCCUUCAGGUACGAGACUCUGUGCAAUGAACUCAGCUUCCUGGCUGAUGCCAUGAGAACAGAAGAUAUUUCUACCCUGUCCAAGUAGUUGCAAACUCAGAGAAAACAGAAUAUGUCCCUCUUAAGCAGGAAAGAUGCUAAUUAACCUCAAAUCAUCUGUCUUUGAGGCCACGGGGACGUAACUGGACAGAGACAAAGGGAGUAUCUGUGGAAGGUAAACAGCGUUUGCCGUCACCUGUUACUGCAUUAUUCUCGUUGCAAAGAUUUCAGUUUCUACGAACAUUAGGCUUUUUAAGAUUGCUGUAAAUAUUAAGUGCAAGCUCAGAAUCAUGUACUAUUUGUUUCAUACUGUCUUAACUGUGCCCUGCAGUAUAGUCUGGGAAGCCAGAGAGAAUAUCUGUAGUGCAGCUGUGCUGUGCACCUGAGGAUCCCACAGGUGCUGACAGCACAGCCCUGGGUUGGUCCUGCAAGUCUCAGUACCAGUCGUGGCUUUUAACAUUUUUAAGUUUAACCCUUUGUUCAUUAGCAGUUUCUAUGGGGUACAGAAUUUUGAGGCUACCCUUUCAUUCUGGAAAGUGUUCUGACACAGUUUUUAACUCAAUGUUUCAGCAGUUAUAUUGGAAAACAAGAAAAAACCAACAUUGGGUAAUCUUGUUCAAUGACUAAUUAAUACCUGUUGUUAUGUAGGAUAUCAGUGAAGAACAGCAGAUGAAUGCUUUUUAAUCUAGCAUCUGGAAAACCUGUGUCAAAAUCACUGUUAUACAUUGUGAUGAGUCUAAUUAUAUGAGGAAAAUUUUGCCUUGAAAGUUGAGAACACUUUUUUUAUUGCUUUGUAAUGGGAAUAUUAUGUGGAUAUGCCCUUUCAAAUUACUUAGAAAUCUACGCAGAUAAUUCUGGUUACAUGUAAAGAGAAUUUUUUUUACUUGAAAAGGGGAAGUGUUCUUAUGAAUCAGUGGUAGAAAUGCCAGACCUGGUUCUGGUCCUACUUCUGACAUAUUUUUACACAUUUGUUUUAGUCUAUAUUUUAGUCGACUACAGCUGAAUGGGAAGUCAAGCUGUCUAUUUAUACAGAAGCCAGCCCACUUGAAAUCUGUCAUUUCAGAUCAUGGUAUGUUAUGUUAAACUGUUUAUUUAUGAGGAAGUGGUUAGUAAAACACAGCUACUGGAGUAUUUAUCACUUUCCAUCUUCUAUUUCAUCAUCCUUACGACACAGUACUACUCUUUCAGAAAGGAUUAAAGGUAACAAUAUGGUGGCACCUGUGUAUUGCAGAAACUGCACAGUUUCACACCAAAGAAGACUCAAGGCUGGGGUAGCAGAGGCUGUGGAUGCCUGUGAGUCCAGCAGAGCAGCUUAGUUCAAAGGCCUGCAGUCCCUGAGGCAGGAUGUGAGCCCAGGGUUAGACCCCUGGCUCUCUAAUAUCUUGCUUAGGGACUGAGCUUCUUCAAACAGGUGUUCAGCAUUAAUGCAGAAAAAGCCAAUAACUGAUACUGGCCCAUCAAGGUUCACCUGACCUUGAACCCUGCAUGUUGUGCUCAGUCAGAUGUCAGAUCUUCUGCCACUUGUAUUUCCUAGGCCAGGCCCUUCUCCUGGAGCUUGGGCACCAACAGCCUUUCUUUCAGGAGCUCUUCAGGUCUCACGUGCCUUUGCAAAUGCAGCCAAAAGUUGUGACACCACCAGUACCAAAGGACCCAUUAAUGGCAUAAAUGUGUAGAGGCAUUGAAGACUCUCUCCUCAGGCUGUGGCAGUUCCAAGAGAUACCUGCAAGGACACCUUUUUAAUAUUCUGCUGUCCUGAAUGGAGAUAGUGCAAGGAAAUGACACUAAAGUAGGGGAAGGAGGAAUUCCUUGUCACUUCCUAUAGCUGUGCAGCUUUGCAAGAACCCCCCAAGAGAAAGAGAUAAACCUAAAGAUGUCAGGAAGCAGCCUGGAAUUUAAGGCUGCUCCAAGGGAGUCCAAGGCACGAGAGGGAAAGUUCUGGCCAUCCACUCACCAUCACAGUUAGCCAAUGUCAUGCAGAGGGAGCUGCAGUGAUUGCAGAAGCUUUUCAUCCAAAACCAGGGCUGCAGACAGGGACAGGUGGGAAUUUGACUUGAGCUCUUCAGUGCCCCUGCCUAAUGUCUGCAAUGUGCCAGAUUUUGUAUUCCUUGUACCCCUAAAAAUCACGUGAAACCACAUUAUGCUGCCCAGCUGUACAAGAGUAAAAUUGUUCCAGGUUCUGUCAGCAGCCCUUGUCAGCCUCACUGUUAGGAACUGUAGCAGCUCAUAGAAUGCAGUCUCAGGAUUGGUGUCAUUUGCUUAGGAUGAAGUCUGAGAAAGUGGUUUAAGCUGUUUAGCUGCAUCAAAUGCAAAUGUCUUGUUUUCAUCAGUACAACUUCCUAAUAAACUAAUGUUACCAAUGUAACAUUAUUUGGGAGAAACAUUGGCAUCCAGGAUAAAUAAGCAACAUGCUUGGUAUGAAGAAUUUCAAUUUCAAGUAUUUCCAUUUGAUAAACAUUGCUUUACUUGGGUUGUUUCACCUGAAGAUUGUUAUUAGUGCUGCUUUUGUUGUCACUUACAUGUCUUUUUUAGUUUCCUUAAAAUUACACCAAAUUUGUGUAUGUAUUUAAUACCUUUUCAGCUUUCCUUACCUCAGGUUCUAAUAGGUCUGUAGCUGCUAUUGAAAAAAAGAAAACUGGGUUUGCAUAUUCAGUGAAAGGACAGUAAUUGGGAUUCUGACAAUAACCACAGUAACACAUAAGUGGUCAUGACCAUGAGUUCUGCUUUCUGUGCUUUCUUGUCUGCUGCUUUUAAGGGGAAAUUUGGCAUAUAGUAUUAUAUUUGAGCAAAUAAAAACAGACAUCCUUUCAAGUGUCCACUGCUGCAUUUCUCCUGGCAUCUUUAAUUCAUCCUUUAAUUGGGCAAAUGUUACUGAUUCCCAAGUUCAGUUCUUAAGCUUUGCUUUGUUUUCUUUUUUCUAAAGUUGCACUUUUGUGCUAAUGUGAGGCUGUUCAGAGUAACCUUGUGCGCUCAGGCUGUGGCUGGAAUGAAAAGACAGAUCCAGCACAAGUCAGUGCUGGACACACAGGACAGGGCUGAUCCCCCCAGCUGUGCUGAGGUCAAACCUGGUUAGAACACAGCUGCUUUGACUCAGGGGCUGGAGAACAUCACUGCAGGUGGCAACUGGGUAAGCACUGCUGCAGGAUGGAAGAACAUCCUACUUUCUUUCUCUUUAGUUCACUAGGAGAGAGGCUCAAACAUUAUUCAAGGCUUCCUUAAAUCCGUUCAUUCAAAAGCAUUUUAUACUUUCAACUUGAAAUGGUUCAUUAUGGUUAUUUGAUGUUUACAACCUAUCUACCUGAACAAUUCUUUUCUGUUGUGUUACUUUAGCAAACUUAAGGCAUUUGUUCUGCUACUGGAGAAUAUGUAUUUUUUUCACAGCCCAGAGCCACCUUAUUGUCUCCUAUCAUUGUUCUUUAUGUGUGGCUAAACAUUUCUGUUCUCUUUGCCUAGUUAUAAAUCCAAGUCUGAAAAGGUGUCUGUAAAAACUGCUUUUUCUUUCUGUGCCUGGGUUACAUGAUGUUUAUGUUUUGCCUCUUGUGGAAGCAUUAAACAUUACACUAAUGAAUGAAUUGUAAAAGAA
Messenger RNA from Poecile atricapillus (Black-capped chickadee), 6238 nucleotides. RefSeq names its product adenosine monophosphate deaminase 3 (gene AMPD3). NCBI's taxonomy places the organism in Eukaryota, Metazoa, Chordata, Aves, Passeriformes, Paridae. Gene Ontology annotation, biological process: IMP salvage; AMP metabolic process. Gene Ontology annotation, cellular component: cytosol. The transcript is spliced from 16 exons. Gene Ontology annotation, molecular function: AMP deaminase activity. Bases 131 to 2707 code for a protein of 858 amino acids. The record is from RefSeq and is a predicted model, not a curated record.